Molecule: messenger RNA, 2724 nt
Organism: Filobasidium floriforme
Lineage: Eukaryota; Fungi; Basidiomycota; Tremellomycetes; Filobasidiales; Filobasidiaceae
Exons: 2
Coding region: 40-2463 (807 amino acids)
Source: RefSeq, a predicted model, not a curated record
CGAUUUCGCCACCUCCUCAGAUCAAUCCAGUACACAAGCAUGUCCUCGGAAUCCGCUGGGCUUGCCCAACAGGAGGCACCUGCGAGCCAUCUUACCUCGAACAACAUGGCGCACGUCGAAGACGAUGUCGCCGGCAAUGAUCAGGUCGAGGUGGUCUCGACGUCGCCUGAGCCGUCCGCGGCCCCACAAGGUCUCCCUGCGAUCCAUCCUGUCUUUCAAACGAUUGCCGCUACUACGGAUGAUAUCGUUGAGAUAGACCGAGCCGAUCAGAAUAAAGGUCAACUGCACACCGGUGGCUACACCUAUUUCGUCGACAAGACUCUUCCUCCUGGUAGAUACAAGAUCGUACAACACACUCACAAGGGUGUGAUCUACUCCAGGGAAAUCCAUCUUCCUCUUCGAUACAUAGGUGGAGAUGCAGACACCCGCCCUUACUGGCAUAUCAGCGAGGAAGAGCACAAAGCCCGCUCCACCCAGAUCAACGCGGUGCCUGUUGCGGAAGGAAACGCUGUGGCAGACGUCUUACAAGACCAAUCCACUUCAUUGAAAGGAAAGCGCACGGAUCAGGCAGCUUCGAACACAGAAGCGAAGCACCCAGAUCAGACCACGUCGAGAGCGGUUACCCUUUCUGCCUCAUCUCGCGAGGCUCGCUUCGCGAGCUACCUCAGCUCGCUCGAACUGCAAGUCAUGGAGAACUGCAGCCACGACGUCUGUUCCACCGACGAGAAUCAACUCCGCCUAUACUUCGAACAGGUGAUCGACGAGCUCAUCGAUGUUCCAGGCGAGGGGAAGAAGAUCUUGCGAUUCGGGUCGGAAAUUAACUUCGAGAUGACCGCGGUUCGCCGCACAAGACUGGCGAUGCACGUGCCGGAUGACUAUGGGCAAUUCUUAUCUGGGAAAGGAAGGUCAGCCGACCAAGGGCCCCGCGUCCAAAGCAGAGCAGGAAGCAUCAAGUCGUCUCAACGUCCUUCGAUUGCUGGAGAUGUCAAAGCUUCGGGCGUGGCGACAGGCCCUCAGAAGAAGGGCACGUCCGUCUCGCCUGGUCCGUCUUCCAAUAGCAACCACUGCAUUUCCGAUUUUGUUCUCUUCUACAACAUACGCGUUCUCCGAAAGAAAGACACGGUACAGAUAGGUCCCCGCAUCGCUCUGUCUGCCGAGGUCAAGCCCAUAUCAAAAUCGCCUAGUGAAACCAGGAAAAAUCAUCACCAAGCUCUGUCGCAAUUGCGAAAAUCGUACAGCUUGGAUGGGUGCACUCAUCAACUUCUGUUUCAGGGAAGUGGGAAUUUCGUCCUCUUCGUCAUGUCAGGCUUCAACGAAAUCACGGCAUUCUUUCCGGACGCCGACGACCUCCCACAGGCUCCGAUCUCCUACGACGAGUACAUUCGAAUCGCCCCCUUUCUCGAUAUCUGCUGUCUCCGCGAUGAGUCGGACAGAAAACACCUGUUCGACUUCAUAAACCAGAUCGGAGAGAAGGUCUUAUGGUCCUUGCAGACUCAAAGUGUACCGAAGGACACGUUUCCUAGCGUCAAGCCUAACCCGUACGUCGGAACGGCUGCAAUCACUAUUUCCAACGUUACUCUGGAGAAGGUUUUCAAUGUCGAUGUAGCAGAUGACGGGGAUUCAGGCCAGGAUCUCAAUCCAGCUACUGACGGCCAGCGGGGUAAGAAAAGGAAAUUGGACGAGGACGGGCCUGGUGGUUCCUCGAGUAAAAAACAGAAAGAAGACCAGAGCAACGGAGGGCAAAGGGAUCAGGAGCAGAGCAAGGACGCAGAUGCGAAUCCAGGCGAUGCCGACAUGGGUGGUGAACCACCCAACACCCAGCGGCACGAAGCUGGUAUGCCUGAUGUGAGACAGUACAUCCCCGUGUACAAUGGCUCCCCACAUACCCUUCUGGAAAAGAAAUUCGAGUAUUCCAGCGUUGGACAUCCUGGAGAUGAUGCACCCGCUUGCUACAGCGAGAUUGAAGACGAAAUCCCACCCAAUGAAUCCGUGAUCGGAUGGGUCAGCGAAACCCUUCCACCGUUUGACGACCCACAAAACCCCGGACUUGCCACCGGUCGGAAAGGGGAAUGGUGCACGUCGGCCGGCGAAUCCGAAAAUUCCACGCUUAGCAAAGAGGCUUCGAUUGGGCAGCACAAACGAAGGGGCACGCUGCGACAGAAAAGGCAAUGGCGGGGACGCAGCAAACUUCUUCGUCCAGGUAAAGCCAGCAAAAGGGCUUCGCGGUUGGAGAUGGAUCGCGCUGUGGCGACUUCCGAGCGUCAGGGUCGACCCGUUGACAUCGGUCCGGGCCAUUGCGCCAAAAGCCAGCCCGAGCUGCUCUCGGAUACCGAUCGCUGGGUACACAGCGAGGGUCCGGCUGCGUUGAACGAAGUUCGCAUCGACCCAGGAAGAAACAAUCCCACCGAGUCUGGGCCGCGUGCCGAUGACGCUCAGCCCGCUCGAGCUGAACCGAGAUGUUAAACAAUCACUAGUCGCAUCGACGAGAAGGCUCCGAAACCGCCGCUACUGGAUCCACAAUCGAGAAGAGACUGGUCAAAUUCACGAAAACAAGAAGAACAAAUUUUCCCCACAUACGCUCAUAUAUACGACUGGUACCAUACAACGACGCACACACGACACCAGCAACAAGAACUUCUUUCACGACAUCCAAGUUAUUUACGCCGUCCGAUUAGAUUCAUUACGUCUUUCCCCUAUGUUCUUCUUUGACUCAAAAGAGCAGCC